AUGUCUGUUCCAGAGUGCGCGCAGCAGAAGGUCGACUCAGUGUCGGACGACCUGCGCAAAAUAUCCCUGAAGGUGCACGAGAACCCGGAGCUCGCAUGGAAGGAGCACACGGCACAUGACGCCCUUGUCGACUAUCUGAAGGGAGUCAGCGGUGUGAAGGUCGAGGAGUUCGAAAAGUAUCCCACCGCUUUCAAAGCUACAUACUCCAACGGUAACGGACGCACCUUCGCGCUUUGCUCGGAGUAUGACGCUCUGCCGGAGAUCGGCCACGGAUGCGGACAUAACCUCAUCGCCGUGUGUGGCCUUGGUGCUUUCCUCGCCAUCAAGGAGGCCAUGGACAAGGGCCACGUCAACGGAAACCUCGUGCUCAUGGGCACCCCUGCCGAGGAGGGCGACGCGGGCAAGGUCCGCUUGAUGGACAUUGGAGCCUUUGUCCGCACUCUCAGUAUGACCCACCUCCGGGUGACUUUCAAGGGUUCCCCCGCGCACGCUGGUUUGGCUCCUUGGGAGGGAGUGAACGCUCUCGACGCCGCCGUCCUCGCUUACAGUGCUAUCGGUGUGCUGCGCCAGCAGAUCCAGCCCAGCUGCCGGGCGUCGAUGUUGUAUCUCAUCCGUGCACCCAGUGCCGCCCUCGUCAUGGAUCUGAAGAAGAAGCUCACCGCCGCUUUCGAGGGUGCAGCUAUGCAGACUGGCUGCAAAGCUGAGAUCACUGGUGGCCUGUUGCUGAAGGAGAUGCGCAACGAUGUGUCCCUUUCCAUCAUGGGCGACAUGUACGACAUUCCCGUUCGAGUUGCCACCGAGGAGUGCAUGGGCGCCUCCAGUGACUUUGGUAACGUGACGCAUGCCUUCCCCGGUUGCCACCCCAUGUUCAACAUCAAGUCGAAGAACUCGAACCACACUGUCGAGUUCACUGAUGCGAGCAAAUCUGAACAGGCCCACGGUGAGGCCAUGAAACACACCACCGGCAUGGCCUGCACUGGUAUCAAGUUCAUGACCGACGACAAGUUUGCCGAUAAAGUGAAGGAGUCCUGGAAGGACGAGAUGGAAAAGGUCAAGAAGGAGCAUGAGAGCCUCAAGAAGGACUAG
This is a messenger RNA of Trichosporon asahii var. asahii CBS 2479, 1086 nucleotides long. RefSeq lists its product as uncharacterized. Gene Ontology annotation, molecular function: dipeptidase activity. Bases 1 to 1086 code for a protein of 361 amino acids. NCBI's taxonomy places the organism in Eukaryota, Fungi, Basidiomycota, Tremellomycetes, Trichosporonales, Trichosporonaceae. The record is from RefSeq and is a predicted model, not a curated record. The transcript is spliced from 5 exons.